Messenger RNA from Ipomoea triloba (trilobed morning glory), 777 nucleotides. RefSeq lists its product as uncharacterized. Gene Ontology annotation, biological process: DNA integration. Gene Ontology annotation, molecular function: nucleic acid binding. The transcript has 2 exons. Bases 1 to 777 code for a protein of 258 amino acids. The record is from RefSeq and is a predicted model, not a curated record. Lineage: Eukaryota; Viridiplantae; Streptophyta; Magnoliopsida; Solanales; Convolvulaceae.
AUGCGAAGAUUACUUCAAAGGCAAGGUAUACAGCACCGAGGAGGAGUCCCCUAUCAUCCUCAGACUACCGGGCAAGUCGAGAAUGCAAACAGAGAUAUUAAAGCCAUAUUGGAAAAGACAGUAUCUCGGCAUACAAAGGAUUGGGUUGACAAGCUUAACGAUGCAUUAUGGGCCUUCAGGACUGCUUAUAAGACACCGAUAGGUACUACUCCAUACAGAUUGGUAUAUGGCAAGGCGUGCCACCUUCCAGUUGAAAUCGAACAUAAGGCGUAUUGGGCCAUUAAGAAACUAAAUGAAGAUCUAUUCAUAGCAGGGCAGGAGCGAAUGUUUCAACUGAAUGAACUAGAAGAAUGGCGUUUACUGCGAUUGUUUCCUGAGAAACUUAAAUCAAGAUGGACUGGGUCUUAUAUUGUUACAAAAGUAUUUCCUUAUGGAACCUUGGAGACUUAUAUUGUUACAAAAGUAUUUCCUUAUGGAACCUUGGAGAUCAUGCAUCCUACAAAAGUAUUUCCUUAUGGAACCUUGGAGAUCAUGCAUCCAACAAAAGUAUUUCCUUAUGGAACCUUGGAGAUCAUGCAUCCAGAAAAAGGAUCUUUCAAAGUAAACGGCCACCAAGUCAAGAAAUAUUAUGGAACUUUCAAAGUAAACGGCCACCAAGUCAAGAAAUAUUAUGGAACAGAAAAUACGCAGGGGACGGUCCACAAGAAAUAUUAUGGAACAGAAAAUACGCAGGGGACGGUCCAGUGUUGCAGGCUAAUACCCUGGGAAGAUGAGUAG